Messenger RNA from Colletotrichum destructivum, 1641 nucleotides. Its product is annotated as Putative major facilitator superfamily, MFS transporter superfamily. Gene Ontology annotation, molecular function: sulfate transmembrane transporter activity. Gene Ontology annotation, cellular component: membrane. The transcript has 5 exons. Lineage: Eukaryota; Fungi; Ascomycota; Sordariomycetes; Glomerellales; Glomerellaceae. The record is from RefSeq and is a predicted model, not a curated record. Gene Ontology annotation, biological process: transmembrane transport. The coding region runs from base 1 to 1641 and encodes 546 amino acids.
AUGCCAGGCACGCCGAGAACGCCAAGCGUCAGCUCUGCCGCCGAGCAGAAGGGCGCACCCGUCUUCCCAGAGGUCGUCAGCGUCCCACAGGCGUCCGAUUCAAAGCACCAUGCAGUCGAUCAGGUCUGGGCCGCCGGCGCGUCGGCGCAGAUGUACGAGCCCAUCCCCGAGUAUGAGGGCCGCCACCGGUACGACCCCACGGCGACCUGGUCGGAGCACGAGGAGAAGAAGCUGGUUAGGAGGCUCGACUACAGGAUCUGCUCGUGGGUUUGCCUCAUGUUUUUCGCGCUCCAGCUGGACCGCGGCAACAUCAACCAGGCCAAUACGGACAACAUGCUGGAGGACCUCGGCCUCACGACCAACCAGUACAACUACGGCAUGACCAUCUUCUACGUGUGCUUCCUCUGCGCCGAGCUGCCGUCGCAGAUGAUAUCGAAGAAAUUGGGUCCAGAUAGGUGGGUGCCAGCACAGAUGGUGUCGUGGAGCAUCGUCGCGGCUUGCCAGUGCUUGAUGACGGAGAAGAACGGCUUCUACGCCACGCGCGCCCUGCUCGGCCUCAUUGAGGGCGGCUUCAUCCCGGACGCCAUCCUGUACCUCUCCUACUUCUACACCAGUAAGGAGCUGCCCAUCCGCAUGAGCUACUUCUACUGCUCCUCCAACGCCACCCAGAUCAUCGCCGCCUUCCUCGCCUUCGGCAUCCUGCACCUGCGAGGCGUCGGCGGCUGGGAGGGCUGGAGAUGGCUUUUCGCCCUCGAAGGCGGCCUUACGGCCCUCAUCGGCGUCGUCUCGUGGUUCUAUCUGCCGCCGAGCCCGACGCAGACGGCGAGCCGGUUCCGCGGCAAAGACGGCUGGUUCUCGGAGCGCGAGGAGAUCAUCAUGGUGAAUCGUAUACUAAGGGACGAUCCCUCAAAAGGAGGGAUGCACAAUCGUCAGGGACUGACCCUGAGGCUCCUCUGGUCUGCGCUCUCGGACUGGGACCUCUGGCCCAUCUACCUCUACGGCUUCACGCUCCUCAUCCCCGUCAGGCCCAUCGAUCAGUACCUGACCAUCAACCUCAAGGCUCUCGGCUUCGACACGUUCCAAGCGAACCUGCUCACCAUCCCGGGCUACGUGCUGUUCCUGAUCCAGCUCGUGUUCUGGUCCCGCGUCUCGGAGCGCUGGAACAACCGCAUGCUGAUCGUCUUCCUCUACUCCGUCUGGGUGUUCCCCCUCGUCUUGGCCUUGGAGCUGAUGCCGGCCGGGUCCAGCCCCUGGAAGUGGUACGCCGUCACUGCUCUGAUCGUCGGUUACCCUUACGUCCAUUCGAUUCUAGUCAGUUUGACAUCGCGAAAUGCGGGCACGGUCCGAACGAGAACCGUUGGCAGCGCCAUCUACAACAUGACGGUGCAAGCGAGCAGCAUCAUCGGCUCCAACAUCUACCAGAAAGACGACGCGCCGCUGUACCGCCGAGGCAACAAGAUCAUCCUGGCGCUCAUUGCCUGGAACGCGGUGCUCGCCUGGCUCAUCAAGGCGUACUACAUGAAGAGGAACAAGACGCGCGACGGCAUCUGGGGGGGCAUGAGCCAGCAGGAGAAGGACCACUACCUGGCGACCACGAAGGACGAGGGAAGCAGGCGGCUGGACUUCCGUUUCGCGCACUAG